AUGACGGAUGGAGUAGAUACUCAUAUAUUACGUUACUAUGAAAUUCAUAAACGUCUUGGAAAAGGAGCGUAUGGUAUCGUAUGGAAAGCAACAGAUAAACGAACUAAAGAAGUAGUUGCAUUAAAGAAAAUUUUCGAUGCAUUUCGUAAUCAAACAGAUGCACAAAGAACAUAUCGUGAAAUAGUUUUUUUACGUGAAUUUGGUGAACAUCCCAAUGUUAUUCGUUUACAGAAUGUUUUACGAGCUGAUAAUGAUAAAGAUAUUUAUCUUGUUUUUGAAUUUAUGGAAGCCGAUCUUCAUAAUGUUAUACGGAAAGGAAAUAUUCUUAAAGAUACACAUAAACGUUAUGUUAUGUACCAAUUAUUAAAAGCAAUGAAAUAUUUACAUUCAGCAAAUGUUAUUCAUCGUGAUAUGAAACCAUCAAAUGUUUUAAUUAAUCAACAAUGUCGUGUUAAAAUAUGUGAUUUUGGUCUUGCAAGAUCAUUAAAUUAUAUUUUUGAAGAUCCACAACAUCCAGCUUUAACAGAAUAUGUUGCAACAAGAUGGUACCGUGCACCAGAAAUUUUACUUGCUUCAUCAAAAUAUACAAAGGGUGUUGAUAUGUGGUCCAUUGGUUGUAUUCUAGGAGAAGUAUUACUUGGAAAACCUCUAUUUCAAGGUACAUCAACAUUUAAUCAAUUAGAACGUAUUCUUCAUCAUAUUCCAACACCGAGUCAUUCGGAUAUAGCGAGUAUUGCAUCACAUUAUGGACCGAGUGUGUUAGAACGAGCAUCAACUGGACAAAAAAAAUCGCUCGAUAGUUUACUUCCAAAUGCCGGUGAAGAAGCACUUGAUUUACUUCGUCGUCUUCUUCAUUUUAAUCCUGAUAAACGUAUUACAGCUGAAGAAGGAGUUCGUCAUCCAUAUGUCAUUUCAUUUCAUAAUUCAAAUGAUGAAAUGACUAAAGGUUAUGAUGUUGUUCCUCAAUUAAGCGAUGAUAUUCAAUUAUCUGUUGAUGAAUAUCGAAAAAAACUAUAUGAAUUAAUUCAAUUACGUAAAGUUUCAGCAAAAAUCAAUACAAAUAUGUCUUCCUCAAAUUCUGAAAUUCCGCGACCACGUGAUACAUCUGUUGAUCAAACACAACGUCAUGGUGCAAGUGCUUAUAUUGAUCAAUCUGAAUAUGAUGUUUAUAAACAACCAACAAUAAAUUCAACAUCUGGAGGAAAUCGAGGAGGAGUUUAUUCAAAUUAUCCAGUAGAUAAUAAUAACAAUAAAAAUCGAUAUGUGCAAGAUGUAAUUGAUGAUGAUGAUUAUACACCUAAAGUAACAAAUGAUUAUUCCACUGGACAACAACAACAAUAUACAAAAAAUUCUUCAACAACAGCUCAUUCAGGACUUAUCGGUCGUUCGAAUACUUACAGUAGUUCACAACCACGAGUAUUAAGUGGUAAACAUCGACAAGUAGCGACUAGUUCAUCUUUGUUAUAUCAAAAACCUGCCAAUGGAAGUUUAACACGUGAAAAACUUGGAGCAAAUCGUGGAUUUCGUUCAGGUUCAGCACCAACACCUACACCACCAUCGAAACAUAUAAGUAAUGGUAGUAAUAAUUAUUAUAUUCGACGUCCAACUGUUAUUUUUAAUGAUGAACGUGGUGGUCCGAGUGAUAAAAGUACAGGAGCACAAACGAGAAUGAAUAAUAAAUUUAUAUCAAAUCUUCGACCUACUUCAGCUGCUGAUAAUCGAAAUAAACCUCGUUUUCAUUCUGCAACGGUAACGAACUAUAAUCCACAAAGUGGAUCAUCAAAUAAUUACACAGGACAGUAUCAACAACAACAACAACGUCGUCCAACACAUGCUAAUCAUUCUAAUACAACAGUAUCAACAGUUGCACGUGAUAAUCUUGGUGGUUAUCAUCAAAAUAUGGGUACACUUACACAACAUGGACUACGUGUACUUGAUGGACUUCUUCAUAAUACAACAUAA
This is a messenger RNA of Adineta steineri, 1962 nucleotides long. Lineage: Eukaryota; Metazoa; Rotifera; Eurotatoria; Adinetida; Adinetidae. The record is from the annotation of a GenBank genome assembly.